AUGUUUUCGAGGCUGUGCAAAAACACGAUCUUCCCUACGGGUCUCAACCAAUCGUCCACAACCUCAGCCACUGGAAACAACGCGGAAAGAAGUGUUGCUACAGCUGACGGAACCUCAGGUGCAUCCCGAACGACAGGUACACCGGAGACCGGUCCGGACGCAUCGGUGCCAACAGCGUCGAACAACGUUGGUGGUUCCGUAGCGGUUGUUGCGGCGGCCAUCGCUGCCGACCGACGUCGCCGUCGACAGCAGCUUGGUGGACGUAAUCUACCAUCGCUGCCGGUUUUGCCACCGAGAUCUCGUGGUCCGAUAAGGGCACCGGAACCACCGCCACCGUACUGGGCGCACUACGCACACAGACCGGUUCCAGCGGCUCCGGCGGCACCAACAAUCGCUAGGAUUGGUAGCGCUGUUUCAGCUGGUGGUGGUGGUGGUGGUGGAGUUGAUUGUUCUGCUGCUGCUGCUCCUAGGCACAACUCUGCCUCGGCCACCGAUGAUAGUGACACCAGCAAUGACAUACCCCGCAUCCAUCGUGGUAGAUCAACGUCCGACGAGAGCUCUUCGAUUGGAGGAGCUGCAGGGCGCAGCGGCGCUACAGGAUUCCACGCUGCUCAACAACACGAGCCUAAUGCGACUGAUGCACAGCACCGCUACAACCUUCGGAAUCAACAGCGCCAACGAAUUAAGGAGCAUCUGUUAAGUCAAGAUGCGUUUUGUCCAGAUUUGGUGCGAAACUGUAAAAAUAUUGUCAACGGCUCACCAGCACGUCAAUCAUCGCCCGUACCGGGUGGAGAGUACGCUGAAGUUGGCGAACUAAGCCGUAGCCUAGCGGCGGUUGCCAUUAACGUUGGUGCGUCGACGUCGGCAGGACGAUCUGCUACCACGAUUGGCGCGGGAAACGGUGGCGACAAGGGGAAAACUUCCAUCCUUCAACCACUAACAUCUGACGACUCUGGUCCCAGUGCUAGCGACGUACCGGUGACUAUGGGGCAAAACUUGAGUAUUCGUAGACCAAAGAUUUCACUGACAUGGGUACUUCGGGAGCAAUCGCGCGAAGGUUCAACGACAGCAGGGUCCGUCUCGAGCCAACAACAAUCGCAACAAGCGUUACAACAUCCCACAGUUGUAUCGAGUACGACAGGAAAGGCCACUCCGAUCAAGGGCCCUACAGCUGACAAAACGAACCAAAGCACACCGCGUGUAAGCCCCACAGAGCAGCAGGUGCUUGGACCUACAGCAGCCGUAGUUGGACCGUCGAGUGGUAGCGUCCAACCGGUUGCAGUCUCAAAUGGCGUUCACAACCACCAUCAUCAUCAUGUGAUCGUGCGGAAGAAAUCGAGAACACGUAGCAAGGAGCGAUUGUUUAGCGAAAAGUACGUUAGCGAUAACAACCUCUCGGAGUACCACAGUGACAAGUUGCGUGGCCUUGCUAACGAUGACACGACGGUACCCUCCAUUGUGGGGUCCUCGGCACCGGUGCCAACGACGGCGGGUGCGAGUGUCGGAUCCAAUCUGUAUCGUAAAAGCAACCGCAAAAAUAGCGAACGGCUGAAGAAGAAGGAACGACUGUUGCUGUACCCUACCGGGUUGACGGUGGACGCAAACGGGCACCAUAAUAACAACAACAGUCAACACGCGAUCAACCUCAACAAGGAACCAGCCUACGGCGAAGGUUUGAAGGAGAAGCUAGCGGUUGCGCUUAAGAACACCUGCUCGGAGCCGUCGCUCUACACGACGGUCUCGGAACCAUCCGCAUCCACCAAGCAUCGGCAUCAUCGGCAUCACCAUCGGCGACGGCGAGAACGGUACCGUUCCCAGCGUUUCGGGUACGAGAUUAACAACGUCGACGAGUUCCUGUCGAAGUGUUCCCUGUCGUCGCCCGGUAACAUUCCUGUGGUGCUAUCUUCCGCGGCCACGCUCUAUCAGACGCGCCCCGGUAGUUACCAGAUCGAGAUACCGCUGCCCCUCGGGAUGGUGGUGAACGCGGUGUUCAAGAACCAAAACUGGCUGUACGUACAGACACCCCAUGCGGAGGAGGGCUACGUAGCGUACGACACGUGUCUCCCACUCGGUAUACUGCCUUCAAACCAAAGAUCAACAUCCAGCUCGAAACCUACGCCGUGCUGGGAGUCGAACAAGGAUGUCUUCCCGAAACCGUGCGGCAAUCUGACCGACAGUGAGAAGGAGAUCCAGCAGCUGCGAGGUGGCACCCGAUCCGAAGGACGGCGCACACCUCGUCUAAAACGGAGUAGUGCAAAUAGCCGCAGUGCGGCGUCCAUUACUGCUUGUAACAGUGAGCGCGAUUUGGACUCGCUGUACCUCCGCACGGUUGCAUCAAAUCAGCCGAAAUCCACCGACGGUCAGACACAGUAUGCCCAGUUGAAGCUCACCACCAAGGUGCUUGGAUCGGUCGCCCCAUCGGUAAAGUCCGAGAAGGCACUAGCGAUCGAGCAGCUGGAGAAACUGAUCUGUUCCGGCAGCGGAGACUAUGUGCAUCUGCUGAAGCAGCGGCAACAGCAUCUUCUCGCGAAACAACAACACUAUCUGGUUCAGCUUCGCCAACAACAGCAACUACAGCAGCAGCAGCAACAGGCAUGCAAGAUCGAACAUGGUUCCCACGGCAACCAGAUUAUCAGUGGCAGCAACCAUUUACGAAUCUCUCUCGGUGGCACUGUAGGCAUGACGAGUGUGCCAAACGGCCCGGUUACCGUUUGCACGUCAGCUGCGGCCGUCCGACAAACGCUGCUGGCCAUCACGGACAACUACUGCUCGGAAGCGGUGUCGGUGCACAAGGGGGAUGUGGUUACGCUGCUUGCCUGCAAGGAGUAUCAAGAGAAGGGACUGAAAAACUACAAACAGUGGUUCUUUGUGCGCACACGUGACGGCCACGAGGGCUACAUUCCAGCUGAAGCGGCUGGCCAUGGGUUUCUCUAA
Messenger RNA from Anopheles coustani, 2934 nucleotides. RefSeq lists its product as uncharacterized. Bases 1 to 2934 code for a protein of 977 amino acids. NCBI's taxonomy places the organism in Eukaryota, Metazoa, Arthropoda, Insecta, Diptera, Culicidae. The transcript is spliced from 4 exons. The record is from RefSeq and is a predicted model, not a curated record.